Scutellospora calospora is the source of this 202-nucleotide messenger RNA. The record is from the annotation of a GenBank genome assembly. NCBI's taxonomy places the organism in Eukaryota, Fungi, Glomeromycota, Glomeromycetes, Diversisporales, Gigasporaceae.
UCAAAGUUCAAUUUCAACUCCAAAUACAUUAUUGAAUAAGUCGCCAAUUAAUUCAAAUAAUAAUAUUAGUUUAGUUAUAUUUAUUGUUUCAAUUAUAAGUGCAGUAAUAGGUACUACAUUGGUACUUUUUUGUUUACGUGCUUGUUGGAAUUUGUAUAAAGCUAAGGGUUUCGAAGUUAUUGCUACUCCAGGAAGUAAAUAA